AUGUCUCAAAAACAAUUACGCCAAGCAGAACUUUCAUCAUCAGAUGAUGAUGAUGCCGGAACUGAUACCGAUGAUGAUGACGAUCAGCUUUUUUGUUUUUUGAAGCGUCCAUGUGCUUCCUCCAAACAUAAUUCAAGAAUGGAUCACAAGCCAUCCAAUGACAACUGUGAGAAGGGAAAUACCAAAAAAUUCACUAUGAAGGACAUUUUAACGCCUUCUGAAUUCCUUGUCAGAUCCAACUCACAACAAUAUGCUGUUCCGUCGAAUGAAGUUCCUCAUUUACUUACAGCUCUUCUAAAAAUUGUUAACAAUCCGAACAAAACACAAUCUCGUGAAGAACUCAAACAGUUGGCAGAAGUGUUUGAAUAA
This is a messenger RNA of Naegleria lovaniensis, 369 nucleotides long. RefSeq lists its product as uncharacterized. Lineage: Eukaryota; Heterolobosea; Eutetramitea; Acrasida; Naegleriidae. Bases 1 to 369 code for a protein of 122 amino acids. The transcript has a single exon. The record is from RefSeq and is a predicted model, not a curated record.